UGGAAUGAGUCUACACGAUUUGCUCUCUCUAAUCUCUUAUUGUUUCUUGCAUCCCCUUGUCUUCUUCACAAGAGUAGCCCCCACUAUCACUCCAGCCCUUCACCGGCCGCCACCUCCGACCAGCACUUUCGGCCAAUCGUCCAGCCACCAAGCCGCCUAGUUCUACACACAUACUUGAUUUGCUUCCUUUUUGUUUCAUAAAUCAAGAGAUUUAAACCUCCUGUCUCGAUCUUUCUUGGGUUUGCAACAAAGGAGGAUUUGGCACUAAAAACUCUAUUUUUGUCCACUUGACACUUGGGUUGGCACAUUGGAUAGUACGUGGAGCUUAUUGCUCAACUUUGAUGUUGGAUUUUAGCUUGUUGCAUAAGAGGUAGGAGACUAUUACCAUUUCUUUAUUGGCGUCUUUGAUUUUGGGGUGUCAAGUACUGGAGAUUGGCAUUACCUCCAUCAAUUGAUGUCGGGAUAAAUUUGAGGAGGGGCCACUGCAGGAUCCAGUGAAGAAAUGGCGGAAGGAGAAGAUUUGCCUAGAGAUGCAAAGAUUGUAAAAUCCCUUCUGCAGUCGAUGGGGGUUGAGGACUAUGAGCCACAUGUAAUACACCAGUUUCUGGAGCUGUGGUAUCGUUAUGUUGUUGACGUCCUGACAGAUUCCCAAGUGUACUCAGAGCAUGCUGGCAAGGCCGCUAUUGAUUGCGAUGAUGUCAAGCUUGCUAUUCAAUCUAGAGUCAAUUUCAGCUUCUCGCAACCCCCACCUAGGGAGGUUCUACUGGAGCUGGCAAGAAAUAGGAAUAAAAUCCCAUUACCAAAGACACUAGCAGGGCCUGGUAUUCCACUCCCACCUGAAAAGGAUACAUUGAUCAGCCAAAACUAUCAACUUGCUUUUCCAAAGAAGGAAUCGACCCAGGCAGCAGAAGAAAUGGAGGAUGAGGAAAGUGGUGAUCCUAACCCCAUCCAGGAACAGAAUACAGACGUGCCUAAACAAAGAGUAUCAUUUCCCCUUGCGAAACAUCCAAAGUGAUGUUGCUUUGUACGUACUAUUUAUUGUGAUCAACUGUGAAUAGGAAGUGUAUAAUGAAUGAAGAAGUUUGGCGGGGAAGGAGCUGACUGCUGAAGGAUUAUGUUGAGACAUUUCCAUUUAUUACAAUAUCAAUAUAAAGUACGUUUGGCUGGGAA
This is a messenger RNA of Tripterygium wilfordii, 1170 nucleotides long. RefSeq names its product transcription initiation factor TFIID subunit 9-like. Gene Ontology annotation, molecular function: protein heterodimerization activity; RNA polymerase II general transcription initiation factor activity; transcription coactivator activity. The record is from RefSeq and is a predicted model, not a curated record. NCBI's taxonomy places the organism in Eukaryota, Viridiplantae, Streptophyta, Magnoliopsida, Celastrales, Celastraceae. Gene Ontology annotation, cellular component: transcription factor TFIID complex; SAGA complex. Gene Ontology annotation, biological process: RNA polymerase II preinitiation complex assembly; DNA-templated transcription initiation. The coding region runs from base 503 to 1015 and encodes 170 amino acids. The transcript has 5 exons.